Molecule: messenger RNA, 6081 nt
Organism: Gymnodraco acuticeps
Lineage: Eukaryota; Metazoa; Chordata; Actinopteri; Perciformes; Bathydraconidae
Gene: usp31
Product: ubiquitin specific peptidase 31
Exons: 16
Coding region: 663-4523 (1286 amino acids)
Biological process (GO): protein deubiquitination
Molecular function (GO): cysteine-type deubiquitinase activity
Source: RefSeq, a predicted model, not a curated record
AGCAGAAGAAGAACAUCUAUAACGAUUCUGCUUGAGGUUUUUGUAUUUUAGCCUGAAUGUGCCUCCAAAUAUGUGACAAAUGUGAGGUUCACCAAAUGUAGGACACUCUCCUUACUUCAGCUGCAGUUAACUGCAGAGUAUGGCGGAAUAUCAGUUUCUGUUGGACCUGAACAUCUCGGCGGAAAAGGACUGUUGCCGUUUCUGCUGCUCUUGUUGUUAUUGUAGCUAGCGUUAGCGUUAGCUAAUUAGCUAAGCAAUCGCUCACAGCAUAACCGAUGUUGAUUCAUUGCUGCGGGGCAGUGAACCGCAAAAACAAGGUAACUCUGGAGCAACUUUCAGACAUCAACAACAGACCUUAGGAACGUUUAUGAAACGCCUUUAAGUCAUUGUGUAAUUGACUUUAGCCAGUGUUUUAGGUGUUGUUACAGUGCAGGAUAUGCUAACGUUGUUUGACAGAUUGCACGGAUAAAUUACAGCUGCAUGCUUUUGAAGAAAACAUGGAUUACAAUGAUAUUACUAGCUAAGGUCAGCUAACCCCUAACGCUGCCAGCAGCUAGUGCUGUCUCACGUUUUGAGAUGGAGCAGCAGAUAGCAGCCAGUGACAUGGCUCUAAUCUUUCCCAUCACACCUGUCUGAGUUGUAAAGCCUGUGAAAGAGAAAUCAUGUCUUGCAAAGCCGCAACCAAGGACAAGAAGUCGAGCUUCAGCAAGAAGCUGUUCCGGCGGGGCUCUGUGCGCUCUGUGGGCAGCUUCAUGGGCAGAUUCAUCCGGACUCUGACCGCCUUAUCACACUAUGGAUCUGAAGUGCAAGCAGAAGAUGAGAAAGAUGACGGGGGGUUCUCCUCUUUUAAACCUGGGUGUAAGGAUGUGCCCAUGGAGGAUGGGGACCUGGCGGGUUUGCUGUGUGGAGACAGGGUUCCUGGAGUGUCAGGGCUGAAAAACCACGGGAACACCUGCUUCAUGAAUGCCAUCCUGCAGUGUCUCAGCAACACGGAACUCUUCGCUGAGUACCUGGUUCUGGAGCAUUACAAAGGCGACGAGCAGGAAGAGGACAAACCAAAGACAAAUGGCUUACUUCUGCACAAGAAGGGUCCUCUGGCCAAAGGAGAGGUGACGGAGCAGCUGUCAGGACUCAUGCGGGCUCUGUGGACCUUUGAGUACACCCCGCAGCAUAGCAGGGAUUUCAAGAAUGCUGUGUCGAAAAAUGCCAUCCAGUUUAAGGGGAAUUCUCAGCACGAUGCUCAGGAGUUUCUGCUGUGGCUGCUGGACAGAGUUCACGAGGACCUGAACACAGGCAACCCUAACACCAGGCCUGCUAUUAAGCCACCUAUAGAAGAAGACGAUCAAAGCUUGGAAGGACCCUCUCCUCCCUUGUCUGCUGGCUCCUUUGUGCAAGAACUGUUUCAGGCUCAGUACAGAUCAUCUUUAACUUGCCCACAUUGCCAAAAGCAGAGCAAUACGUUUGAUCCCUUCCUCUGCAUCUCCUUACCGAUCCCACUGCCCCACACACGGCCCCUGUAUGUGACGGUGGUCUACCAGGGGAAGUACUCUCACUGCAUGAGGAUCGGAGUGGCCGUUCCCCUCAACAGCACGGUGUACCGCCUCAGAGAUGCUGUGUCACGUGAGACCAAGAUCCCCAUGGACCAGUUUGUUCUGACUGAAAUGUACUACGACGGUUUUCAUCGUUCAUUUUGUGAUGACGACGACGAUCUCGAAAUCAUUCAGGAGAGUGAUUCCAUUUUUGCCUUUGAGACACCUGAGACCUUCAAACUGGAAAACAUACGCACAAAAAGAGGAAGUCUUCUGGCAAACCUGAAUCAUAACAACUUAAAGUAUGGGACAGAAAUGAGCAGGACUCCGUCGUUCAUGCAAGGAGCCUUGACACCUUUAACUGCAUCACCCAAUAAAAACCUGGGGCCAGAGAAAGUUAUCCUUCUGGUGUGCAACAGGGCAUGUACCGGGCACCAAGGCAAGAGGUUCGGACUGCCUUUUGUACUGUACAUGGAGCGCACUGUGACCUGGGAUGCUCUACAGAAAGAGAUCCUGGAGAAAAUGCGACAUCUUCUGAGGCCGGGGGUAUUCAUCCAGGUCGGACCUUUCAGUCUCCGGGUGGUUGGUGUUGUCGGCAUCACUUACCUCCUUCCUCAAGAUGAGCGACCACUGUGUCACCCCACUGUGGAGAGAGCAUACAAGUCCUGUGGACAAGGGGGGCCUCCACAUGUGAAGAUCGUGGUAGAGUGGGACAAAGAGACCAAGGACUAUCUGUUCGGACACACUGAGGAGGAGUACAUUCCUGAUGCUGAGAGUGUGUAUCUGCACCGGGAACAGCACCAUCAGCCGCAGGCCUGCAGCCUCGCUCAGUGCUUACAGCUCUACACCAAGGAGGAGGAGCUGGCCCCAGAUGAUGCCUGGCGCUGUCCCCACUGCAAGCAGCUGCAGCAGGGCCGCAUUAAGCUCAGCCUGUGGACGCUGCCUGAUGUGCUCAUACUGCAUCUCAAGAGGUUCAGACAGGAGGGAGACCGGCGGAUGAAGAUGCAGAACAUGGUGAAGUUCCCUCUGAUGGGAAUGGACAUGGCACCUCACAUGGUGAAGAGGAGCCAGAGCAGCUGGAGUUUACCUUCCCAUUGGUCGCCAUGGAGACGCCCAUAUGGCCUGGGCAGAAACCCCGAUGACUACCUGUACGACCUGUACGCUGUGUGCAACCACCACGGGAACAUGCAUGGAGGACAUUACACAGCGUACUGUAAGAACUCCAUUGAUGGUCAGUGGUACUGCUUUGAUGACAGCGAGGUUUCCCCAGUACCUGACGAAGACGUGUGUCAGCAGACGGCCUACAUACUGUUCUACCAGCGGAGGACUGUCAUUCCCUCCUGGUCGGCAAACAGCUCUGUUGCUGGCUCCACCAGCUCCUCCCUGUGUGAUCACUGGAUCAACAGGUUGCCUGGCAGCCGGCCGGCCAGCCUGGCCUCCGGAGCCUCGUCCAGACGUACCUCUCUGGCCUCACUGGCUGAGUCUGUGGAGUUCCCCGUGGAACGCAAUGAAGAUGAUGGAGGAUUCUCUAUCCGCCCCUUUGUGCGGAGCAUUCAGCGCCAGAGCCUGUCCUCCAGGUCUUCCAUUGCUAGCCCUUUAGCCUUCAGCGACAGCGGGGUGAAGCCUUCCUGGUCUCUGGCUGCGAAGCUGCAAAUGAGAUCCAACUCGCCCUCCCGUUUCUCCCUCGACUCUCGAUGUUCCCCUCCUCUAGAGAGGAUCGGAGAGGCAUGUGAUGACAAAGUCUCCACGUCCUGUUUUGGCAGCUACAGCAGACACGAGCGCUACUUUGGCAGCAGGUCUCCCCUCUCUAUGAUGGAGAGCAACUUCACCGACCAGGACAACAACAAGAGGUUCAUCGACAUGAUGUACUGCAGGGCUCCCACUCCAGUGGAGAAGAAGAGCACCAAAAAUGAGGCAACUGAAAAUAACAACCAGAUUUCAGCUGUAGACCAAAACGUUCUUCCCGCCCAAGCUACUCCCUCCAAAGAACAGAAACGUAAGAGCAGUAUCGGGGGAUUUGCCUCAAAGGCGGAAAGCACAGGCUCAACGAAGUCUUCCAGCAAAGUGGAGCAAGAGAAAACCUCCAAAAAGCGUUUGUGCUCGAUCCAUAAGACCACCGCUGCUGAGACGUCUACCAGCACUCCUGUAAAAGGCAAAAAGGCAAGCAAUACUAAAGACAAGACUGUGAGUGCCAAGAAAAGCAUCUCGACGCCCUGUGGGACUCCCUCCAAAACAAAGGUGGCGACUCAACCUCUCGACGCAACGCCACAGCGUAAGCCAUCAGUCCGCUCCACUCCUCAGUCCGCCGCUUCUCCCUCGCCAACGGCAAAGAAGAAUUCCAACCUCACAGAGAACAGCUGUAGCCGGAAAAGGCUUGUAGAGAGGAGCUUCAGCAGGGACUCGAUGCACACCAGUCCUCUGGUGGACAGUCUCCGAGACAGCUUGGCAAGCCGCUCCUCCUUCUCUAAGAGCGGGGAAAGUAAUAGGCCCGAGAGGAGAUCCGUGCGGAGCUCCAGCAGCAGCUCCUCCGUCACCAGCCUACGCUCCCCCAGCGUAUCCGCCAGAGACCUGCAGCAGCGCAGCAGCAAAUCUGAGGAAAAGGGCCUGUCGUUCUUAAGGAGCGCCCUCCGACAAAGGGAAAGCCGCCGGUCGGCUGAUCUGGGGAAAAGCACCCUGGUCGCUAAGAAGGCCUCAGAGAGGACGUGCAAGCAGAACGGACAAGCUAAGGACGGCGGUGGAGACGCAGGAAAGAAGGGCGACGCCGUGUCUCCACCGACGCCUACAGAGAAAAAGUCGGACACAAAGGAGUCUUCCAGGCCCCCCAGCUCUCUCAGUCGCUCUCUAUUAAACGUCGGCAAGUCCAAGUCUUCCACUUCUGAAGUAAGUCUCAAGUCUCCCGCUAACGGGAAGAAACCUCUGGAAAGGAUGGCAUCUUCCCGCAAGCUGUCGUCGAGCACGCAAUCUCCUGCACGUACAACAAAGAGGCCUCAAUGAUACAUCCGUAGUUUGAAACGAACAUGAUGCAGCUAUUUUCUUUGUGCCUGAGUUAAACUGAGCACCACAUGUAUUUGUAAAGAGACACUUUUUUGAUUAUUAUGCUUCUGCACUCUGACAUCAGAUAUGAGGUUUGAGGUUUGAGUAUUGGCAGUCAGCUGUAGUGGAAAAAAAGAAAGUACUGUAAAUCAUCUGCAUAUUCAGAUGCCAAACAGUUGCUUGGCAUGCCACCAGUUCUAGUUUAAGGCUGUGCGUAUCCUUAUCAAUUACACUUUUGAAGCAUUAGGUAGGGUUUCCAUGCGAGUUAGACAAUCUGUCGACAUGUAAGAGCUUUUUCUGGCAAGGCAGGUACAUGAGCAUGCAAUACGCAUUCAGCUGUACAGCACUUCCUUUUUGGUUGUACUGGAGGCUUAUAUGACAGCUGUCAGAAUUGCCUUUUGGAAUCCAAUUAUAUUCCCUUCAGACAAGAGGCGUGUUAUCUCUUUGAAAUGCGGCAAACAUUACGUUUAGUUUGCUUGCAAAAUAUCCUGCUGACGAAGUAAAAGGAUUUAAAACGCAGCAGCUUGUGCAUUAAGAGAAGUGAAUGGAGUAAGAAGCUUUUUCACCUUGUAUGCACCAACGAUGCAUAUGUUGUCUUGUAGGAUAACGUUCUUUAGAUUCAGAUGGAAAUCAGAUGGCUGUUGAUGCUUAAACCUCACCGCUCUGAUUUCUAAGCACUUAAUACAUAGAAAGCAGAAGCAUAACAUCAGAGAUUAUCUCCGGACAAAUUCUGAGUGAUGCUCUCUCACAAACACACACACACACACACACACACACACACACGAUGUGUUGCGCUGAUGGAAGCUAAAAGAAGAAAAAGCAUUAGCAUUCUGUAGGUACUAAUAAGUCAUUUCAUGAUUUAAGACGGUUGAGAAUAAUUUACAACUUUUUACAUUAUGAACCAUAAAAGAAUAUAGAAAUACUGAGGUGAUGGCAGGCCCCGGACCGAACAGAAAAAGGAUUUGAGAUGAUCAAUAAUUAGGCACGGUACAAACUUUUAAACAAGUCUUCCAAUAUUUUAAAACUUUAUUUUUCUUUAAUACUUUUUUUGAUAGAAAUGUAUUUUAUCAAACUUAUCAAAGGGACUGUGUGUUUGGAAUGAAACCCUUUAAAAAGUAUAUAAAUGUACAGAUAUUGACAAAGUAUAUAGUAUAUAAUAACCCAUUUCUUCCCUUUCCAUGAGCAAGAUGAAUAAGCGCCUUUCAAUACUGUACAUGGAAACAAAUGUAGCCUUUGGAAACAUAGUAGUCUACUACUGUAUGCAUCACUGAGUAGGAAUGUUGUUUUAUCGCACUUUGUAUAGAAAGGUAGUUUUCCUUUACCUACAGUUCUAUACACACACACACACUAGGGCUGCUCAAUUAAUCGUAUUUUAAUCGCGAUUACGAUUAUGGCUUGCAACGAUUACGAAAACAACGUAAUCGAAAUAAAGCGAUUAUUUUUGUAUUAUGACUUUUUUUUUGUUUUUUUAAAUAAUUUUUUUUUUGUUUUUCUGUUGAAUUAUACUUAAAGUUCAGGG